AUGAGCAAGCUGAAACGGUUCUAUGCGCCUGUCCUCCCUCACUCCCUCCGGAUUCUCCGUGUCGAUGUUAUAAACAGUGAUGAAUGGCCAAGCAACUUGAUCUCCAUCACUAUCGGUGGCCUCUUGAACUCAAAGCCUAUGCUGCAGUUUAGCUCGCCUUCAAGUCUGCGUGAUCUGGCAUUCUCCGUUGCGAAAGCCUCGCAACCAACCUACGUCAGUACCAAACCCCGGGUGAAGAGAUCGACGUUCUCUCGUAGAUGA
This is a messenger RNA of Penicillium daleae, 261 nucleotides long. RefSeq lists its product as uncharacterized. The record is from RefSeq and is a predicted model, not a curated record. Lineage: Eukaryota; Fungi; Ascomycota; Eurotiomycetes; Eurotiales; Aspergillaceae. The transcript has a single exon. The coding region runs from base 1 to 261 and encodes 86 amino acids.